UGCAUCCCGCGCGCUCCCCUGAGCGAGUCCGUCUCUAAAGUUGCUUGUAAAUAACUCAGCAUACAGAUUGUUUUGCUUGCUUUAUCUUUAACCGGCAAACCCUUCGUGAGUUAAGAAUAAUGUCAGAGGAAGGGUUACGAUGAAAGAGGGACGCUUCAAGCGGGAGGAAGGAGAACACGGACAGCGCCAGCCGUCAGCGUGGUCCGUGACAGCAGACCACCAUGGCUCUGAACGUCCCCGGUGUGGUCGCAAUGGUGCUGUUUUACAUCUUAAUCCUGGGCACGGGAGUCUGGGCGGCCCGGAAGUCCAGGAGAGCCGAGAGGAAGAGCAGCGGAGACAGGACUGAGGUGGUUCUGCUCGGAGACAGGAAUAUCAGCCUGGUGGUUGGAAUUUUCACCAUGACUGCCACGUGGGUCGGAGGAGGUUUCAUCCUGGGUGUCGCCGAAGCAGUGUACACUCCCAAAAUGGGCUUGAUUUGGGCUCUGAUGCCGAUACAAUACUCGGUGUCCUUCAUAAUAGGUGGUCUUUUCUUUGCCAAGCCAAUGAGGGAAAAGAAAUAUGUCACCAUGAUGGACCCUUUCCAGGACAAGUAUGGCAGAGUGCUGAGUGGGGCUCUCGUGCUGCCAUGUGUGUUGGUGGAUGUGCUGUGGGUAUCCUGCACGCUGCUGGGACUGGGAGCAACCAUGAGCGUCAUUCUGGACUUACCCUUCGGCUACUCCGUGUGGAUCUCUGCAGCUGUGGCUAUAGUCUACACUCUGCUGGGAGGACUGUAUUCAGUAGCCUACACCGAUGUGAUCCAGCUCGCCCUCGCAUUCCUCAGCUUGUGGCUGUGCGUACCGUUCCUUCUACUGAACAAAAUAUCUGUUAACAUCGCUGAGACGGCUUUCAACCACACAUUUCAAGAGCCUUGGGUCGGGAAUCUGGAUAAAGACAGCGCCUGGAAGUGGAUCGAUGACUUCUUAAUGCUGGGUCUUGGUAGCCUUUCGUUCCAAAGUUUCCACCAGAGGACGCUGUCUGCCUCCUCAUCGAGCACGGCCCAGUUAACCUGCUUUGCUGCAGCAUUUCUGAUCGCCAUUCUGGGGAUCCCUCCUGCUCUGGUCGGGGCGGUGGCUGCCUCCACAGACUGGAACCUGACACACUACGGCUCUCCGCCGCCUUACGCCCGCGGGGAGCAGAGCUUCAUCCUGCCCCUCACUCUGCAGUGCCUCACUCCAUCCUACAUCUCAAUCGUCGGGAUCGGAGCCGUGGCUGCUGCCGUCAUGUCUUCCACAGACUCGGGUCUGUUGUCUGCGACUUCUGUUUUCUCCUCAAACAUCUACAAAAACAUCCUGCGCACCCAGGCCUCGGAUAAUGAAAUGCAGUGGGUGAUUCGGGUAUCAGUGGUAGUAGUGGGUCUUGUUGGGACAUCCAUAACGUUCUACACCAACAGCACCCUGGUCCUCUGGAUUCUUGGGGCAGACGUUUCCUACACCCUCAUGUUCCCCCAUCUGGUUUCUGUCCUCUUCUUCAACGUGACCAAUGGCUACGGCGCCGCCGUGGGUUACAUCGUAGGUGUGACUCUGAGGAUUUUGUUGGGAGAAAACACUUUGGGCAUUCCCGUUGUUCUUCACCUUCCAGGGUGCACUCUGGAGGACGGCAUCUACGUCCAGAAGGCGCCUGUUAGGACACUGUCCAUGCUGUGCACCUUGGUAACCAUAUUGCUUUUUUCUUGGCUGGCUCGGCUCGUGUUCGACCACGGCUUGCUGCCCGAGAGGUUGGACGUUUUCAAAGUAAGACGUACGGUCAGCGCAGCGCCAGCGGAGGACGCCGCGCAGCGUCUGAAAGCCGAGGCGGGAAGCGAUGUUGACGAGGGCAGCCAUGGAGUGGCUCUACAGCCGCUGUCGUGAAACUGGAACAUGAAUGUUUUCUGUAUGUCAAGUUACUUUUUUUUUCACUUUGGGCACAGUUAUUGUGAACUGACACUGACAAUGAUUGUAGUGGCGCCAAACGUUUUAUCUGCUCUUUAAUUUAUCUUGCUGUUUACAUAGUAAUAAAAAAAAUAGCAAUAGAAUUUAUUUUACCUACCAUUGUUUUUCUCUAAACCUGGAGCAAUUUGCGGUUUAAAACACGUGUUCCUUACAGACGUCUUCUGUUCCUGCUUUUCUGCCAUUUAGACCAUUAAACUACUGUCAGACAGGGAUAACCAGAGUAAAUGCAAAAAGCAGCUUUCAGAGGAUUUCGUUUAGUGAAAGAGAAAAGCAAAGCAAACCAAUCUUGGCCUUUUUAUGAAAAAUGAAACAACUUCUAAACCUAAAGACAGCUUGUGCCUUGUGUGUGAUAACUGGAGUGCUUUACACCUCUGUGGAUGAAUUCUGGCCCGCUCUUCUUUGCAGAAAAGAUUUAUUUCAGCCACAUUGGCUCAUAUAUUAUAUAUAUAUAUCAUCU
Molecule: messenger RNA, 2424 nt
Organism: Fundulus heteroclitus (mummichog)
Lineage: Eukaryota; Metazoa; Chordata; Actinopteri; Cyprinodontiformes; Fundulidae
Product: high-affinity choline transporter 1
Exons: 9
Coding region: 222-1886 (554 amino acids)
Biological process (GO): acetylcholine biosynthetic process; choline transport; transmembrane transport
Cellular component (GO): plasma membrane
Molecular function (GO): choline:sodium symporter activity
Source: RefSeq, a predicted model, not a curated record